Messenger RNA from Aspergillus homomorphus CBS 101889, 1233 nucleotides. RefSeq names its product CTD-interacting domain-containing protein. Bases 1 to 1233 code for a protein of 410 amino acids. The record is from RefSeq and is a predicted model, not a curated record. Lineage: Eukaryota; Fungi; Ascomycota; Eurotiomycetes; Eurotiales; Aspergillaceae. Gene Ontology annotation, biological process: mRNA 3'-end processing. Gene Ontology annotation, cellular component: RNA polymerase II, holoenzyme. The transcript has 5 exons. Gene Ontology annotation, molecular function: RNA polymerase II C-terminal domain binding.
AUGGCUUAUUCGGAUGACGCUGUCAAAGCCAAGCUCUCUGCACUUAAUGAGACUCAAGAAGGCAUUGUCACAGUCGCGCAAUGGGUCAUGUUCCAUAGGCGACACGCAGACCGGACAGCGCAGCUUUGGUUGCAGAAGUUGCGCGAAUCGCCCGCCCCAAAGCGAUUGAAUCUAAUUUACCUCGCGAACGAGGUUGCGCAACAAUCACGCGCGCGGCGCAAGGAAGAUUUCCUCGUCGCGUUCUCUCCGAUCAUCGCAGAGGCUACGGCUACCGCCUACAAGGGUUCCUCGAACGACAUCCAACAGAAGCUGCGACGGGUGAUAGAGGUGUGGAGAGCACGUGCAAUCUUUGAACCUUCGGUUCAGGAUGCCGUGGAGGCGCGGGUAGAUGAGAUUGACAAAUCGCGUUCUACCGGCAAGAAGCCGCCAUUGGGAGGAUCACUCUUCUCGACCUCGUCCGGUUCUACCCCGUCUGAGCUACAGCCGUUGGUCCCUUUGCAGGUAGCCCUUUCGAAGGCUACUAUGACUUCGACUGCAUCCGCUACUGCUGCCAAUGCAGAGUACGAUAAGCUACACGAUCCCAAGAACCCGUUGCCUAGCCCUCCGGUGCAUGCUGCACGCCUCAGUCAACUAUUGAAGGCUUUGGCGAACGCUGAGAGCUCAGUCUCGGAAGUAAUCAAGUCACGGUUGGCACUAAUUGAUGGUCUCGAGAAACUCUUGGAGACCAAUCGCUCGGCUUUGUCGAGGGAGCAGAGGUUGGCCGCGCAGCUCGGGGAACGAAAGACCGAGACCGAGGCGACCAAGAGGGAGGUUGAGGAUGGCAUCAUGCGAGGUCUGUCGGCGGAGAACCCCCCUGCCGUCAAUCAUGGGGAUCUCGGACUAGGAGGGGACGCAAGUGUCCCUCGCCCUGAGGUCGAAGCUCUGACUCCUCCGCCUGUCGAGGCCCUGACACCGGUUGGCUCUCCGAAACAAGUCCCGCAGGAGACAAUCCCGGGCCUCACGAACGAGCCUCAGAUUUUCGGCGGUUUCACUCUCCCAGGCAUCGAGCAUCCCCUCGACUCAUCUUACCCCACAUCAGAUCUGACCUCUGCGGCCUUUGAUGCUUCCAAUGGACUUCAUGCCAAGAAGCGCAAGGUCACUCAUGAAGAAGAGGACUAUGCUCAAUUCGCAAGUGGUGACCUGGAUGCUGAUGUUGCCGAGCUCUUGAAACAGGAAGGUGACGCUCACAAUUAA